This is a messenger RNA of Aspergillus heteromorphus CBS 117.55, 1041 nucleotides long. RefSeq names its product isopenicillin N synthase family dioxygenase. Lineage: Eukaryota; Fungi; Ascomycota; Eurotiomycetes; Eurotiales; Aspergillaceae. Bases 1 to 1041 code for a protein of 346 amino acids. Gene Ontology annotation, molecular function: dioxygenase activity. The transcript has 6 exons. The record is from RefSeq and is a predicted model, not a curated record.
AUGUCCGACUUCACCUCCAUCCCCAUCAUUGACUUCCGCCGUCUCCGGGACCCCGCAACCAAGCCCGCAACUCUGUCUCAACUCCGCGAUGCCAUUUUCCUCGUGGGCUUCCUGUACCUGACGAACCAUGGACUUGAAUCCCUCACCAAACGCGCCCAUUCCGAGCUUCCGGGGCUGUUUGACCUCCCAUCCGAUGUAAAAGAAAGCGUCAAUAUGAUAAAUUCGCCCUCGUUCCUCGGAUACACCCGUCUCGGGGCGGAGACCACCGCAUCGAGGACGGAUCUGCGCGAGCAAUUCGACUUUGGUUCCCCCGGCAUGAAGGAGUGGACACCGGACCAGCCGAUCUGGGGUCGUCUGGAAGGGGAUGGUCAGUACCCAACGCCUGAAGCAAAAUCGUUAGUAGAGGAGUACAUGACCGCUUCCGCAACCCUGUCCAACGAAUUUCUGCGCUACGUUGCAGAAUGUCUAUCCCUUCCUUCCACCACCUUCGAUACGUACCGAGGGGGUAUGGACCGUCUCAAAUUCAUCAAGUACCCGCCAUCCCCGGCGGAUUCGCAAGGCGUGGGCCCGCAUAAAGAUUCCACGGGUCUAUUCACGUUCCUCUCCCAGGACAGUAUAGGGGGUCUUCAGGUGCUAAAUAAGAGUGGCGAAUGGAUCAACGCACCGCCCAUUGAGGGCAGCCUGGUCGUUAAUAUUCAGCAGGGAUUUGAGGCAAUCACCGGGGGCGUGUGUGCUGCUACGACACAUAGAGUCAUUGCUCCAACCGACACCACUCGCUACAGCAUCCCCUUCUUCAUGGCUGUUCGCCUGGACCUGACACUGUCGCAGCUGCGCGAGUCAGCAAAGCAUAUCGUCGAGCGGGUUCCUGUAUCCGACAAUACCAGAAAGAGGGCCGAAGACGUGCCGAGUGAGUUUCUAUCUGAGAAAUUUGCAUGCUUUGGCGAGGCUUAUCUCCGCAACCGUGUCGUCAGCCACCCUGAUGUCGGAAAGCGAUGGUAUCCGGAGCUAUAUGAGCGGUAUUCUCGGGAGGUGUUGAAGUAA